Molecule: messenger RNA, 1299 nt
Organism: Monoraphidium neglectum
Lineage: Eukaryota; Viridiplantae; Chlorophyta; Chlorophyceae; Sphaeropleales; Selenastraceae
Product: cytochrome P450
Exons: 11
Coding region: 1-1299 (432 amino acids)
Molecular function (GO): iron ion binding; oxidoreductase activity, acting on paired donors, with incorporation or reduction of molecular oxygen; heme binding
Source: RefSeq, a predicted model, not a curated record
AUGACGGGCGUCUUGGGGAUGGCCGCUGCACUGGCUUCUGCCUGUGCGGCCAUCCUGGCCGUUGGUGUCGCCGUCAUCGGCAUGCGCUGGGCCCUGAACCGCUGGCGUUACCGCAAAAUUCCAGGUCCCUUUGCGCCGCCCAUCCUGGGCAACCUGCCCGGCCUUGCUCGCCACAGCGGGGGCCUCCAUGAGUACCUGGACGACUGCCGCCGCAAGUACGGCCGCCUGUUCAAGGCGCGUGACCAUUGGGAUUCCGAUAUUGUGUACCUGGGCAGCCGGAUGUUCAUCAUCGUGGCCGACCCCGACAUGGCGCGCCGGGUUCAGUACAAGCUCCUGAACCACGACAAGGCGAUAGGCGUGCAGCUGACCUCUGACAAGAAGGCGGCAGACCCCUCCGCCUCGAGAGGCCUCUUCGUUGCCAGGGACGACGAGUGGCGCGCGCUGCGCAUGGCGUGGCAGCCGGCGUUCUCGUCCGCAUCCCUGGAGGGAUACACUGCCCUGAUGGACGGCUGCGCCCUCAAGCUGUGCGACGUGCUGCAGGGCGCUGCUGACAAGGGCCGGGUGGUGGACGUGUGGCGCGAGGUCGGGAGGAUGACGCUGUCGGUGGUCGGCACUUGCGCGUACGGCGUCGACUUUCACACGAUGAACAGUGCCCCACACGGCGCCAUCGCCGACCCGGAGGCGCACGCUCUGGUGACUGCGGUGCAGCGCUUCUUCGCUAGCGGCCUGCUGUCCGGCACCACCUGGGGGCGGCUGCUGCUGCUGUUUCCAGACGCCAAAGGCCUGGUGCAGUGGCUGGCCGCUGCCAUGCCAGAUCAGGCCCUGAGAGACCUGACUGAGACGGUCGUCUCCACGAGCCGCAAGCUUGUCAACGCCUGGCGCGAGGCCAACGGCUGCCCUGCUAACGCUUCACGGGACGCACACGCGGCAGCCGGCGCGCAGCGGGGGCGGGGCGCCGGCGGCGUGAGCAAGCCUUCCGCGGCAGGCCGGGGAGCGAGGGGCAUCGCGCCGGGCAGCUUCCUGGGUCUCAUGCUGGACAAUGCGCGGUCAACCAAGGAGUUUGAUGACACAACGGUCAUCGCUCAGAGCAACGGCUUCAUCCUGGCUGGCUACGAGACCACUGCCAACACAUUGGCCUAUGCGAUUUGGGCCAUAUCAGCCCACCCCAGGGUGCAGGAGCGCGUGCUGGCGGAGGUCGACGCCUUCGGCCGCUGCCGCGACGUCACCCACGCGGACCUGCAGGGCGACGCCGCCUUCCCCUACCUGCAGGCCACCCUGAAGGAAACCAUGCGCAUGUGA